Molecule: messenger RNA, 1239 nt
Organism: Vanessa atalanta (red admiral)
Lineage: Eukaryota; Metazoa; Arthropoda; Insecta; Lepidoptera; Nymphalidae
Gene: mRpS31
Product: 28S ribosomal protein S31, mitochondrial
Exons: 6
Coding region: 126-1187 (353 amino acids)
Cellular component (GO): mitochondrial small ribosomal subunit
Molecular function (GO): structural constituent of ribosome
Source: RefSeq, a predicted model, not a curated record
GGAAAAUCUUGACAUUGACAGUUUAAGACUCGAGUGGAAAAUAAAUAAUUAUAAAAUAUAAAUACAUAAAUUUAUAACUAUAGUAUUCAUUAAUCAAAUUCCUGUGUAUAGUUAUAUAUAAAAUCAUGCUUUCCAGGUUAAGAAUUAAACGAGAUAUAAAAUAUUUCGUGCGGUGUUUAUCCGAUAAACCUCCUUCAGAUCACGAUGGUAAAAUAUCAGAAAUUAAAACUAAAGAUAGCAAAGAACAAAAUAAAUCGACUGAAUCUAGUACUGAAAAGAUUCAAGCCCUUCUGAAACUGAUGAUGUCUGAGCCUAAAAUAUCCGAAAGUGAAUACAGAGAAAAGUUUGCUACAGCACCGGAAAGACAGAAAAAGCAUAAGCCUGAUGUAUUAGAAGUUAAAAUGGAGAAGAUUGAGGAAAGCAUCACCAAAGCGGCAAGUGAUGUUGCUCAAGCCAUUGGAGGAGAUGUUAAGCAGACAGAAGCUGAAUUACUAUCUAAAGUUCUUGGGAAAAUAAACCAAACUUCUACAUCCCUCAGUGAUUUAAUAGUGGGAAUGAAAGUAGACAGGUCAAAAGACAGUGAUGAAACUGUAACAAAAGAAACAAGAGGGCAACAAGUAAAACGCUUGAUGAAGCCAAGAGAAGGCACAGAAGACAUUCGAUACUCCCAAAGAAAAGAGAAAACAACAUUUGAAAAGAAAAGAAGCAUGCCUCAACCCAUUUCAAUGGACAUCUUCAGUGGUGAACCACUUGGUAUAUUCAAAACGAAACAAGAGAACUAUGGAACCAAGUUGGAAGUUUGGGAUCACUUGAGCCAAAGAGAGCUCUUGUUGGCUACUUCACAACCACCUGCCAAUUAUUUCCAGAAGAUGAUCCAGUGGACUGAGCAGGGAAAAGUUUGGAAGUUUCCUAUAGAUAAUGAACAAGGAAUAGAGGAAGAACAAAAUGUCCACUUUUCUGAGCAUAUAUUCCUUGAUGCACAUUUGGAAGGUUGGUGCCCAACUAAGGGUCCAAUCCGUCACUUCAUGGAACUUGUGUGUGUGGGACUUUCAAAAAAUGCAUUUUACACAGUUAAAGAAAAACAGGAUCACAUUAUGUGGUACAAAGAGUAUUUUGAAUCUAAACAGGAUAUUCUUAAAGAUAUUGGUGUGUGGGAAACUCAAUCGACCAGUGAAGCUUCUACGUAACUUUGAUAAAUUAAUUUAAUAGAUAGAUUAAAUAUAUAAUAAAAUUAAUGAA